Plasmodium reichenowi is the source of this 744-nucleotide messenger RNA. Its product is annotated as putative membrane protein. The transcript has a single exon. NCBI's taxonomy places the organism in Eukaryota, Apicomplexa, Aconoidasida, Haemosporida, Plasmodiidae. Bases 1 to 744 code for a protein of 247 amino acids. The record is from RefSeq and is a predicted model, not a curated record.
AUGGAUGUUAUUGAGAAUGAUAUUUUUUACAGGGAUUCACAAAGGAAUGCAGUAUUAUUUUUUAUAUUUUCUUUAUUUUGUAAUUUUAUAAAAAUAAUAUUAUUUGUAUUUAAUAUAUGGGUUUUUUGUUUUUCUACAUUAGUAACAUUAUUAUUUAUGUUUUUUGGAUAUUUUGGAGUUAUUUCUGAUAAGCCUUUGAAUAUUCAUGUUUCUAUAUAUAUAGGUACAACAUAUGUGGAUAUAAUAUUAAAUAUGUUAAUUACAAUUUUCAGUUUUUAUAAAGUAUAUUUGAUAUCAGUGAAUAAAAUUACUUUUUUUGAAAAUAAUAUAGUGAAUCGUUAUUUUUUUUAUUGUUUAACAUCAGUAAAUAUAUUUUUCUGUUUCAUUUCGACAGUAUUAAAUAUUUUUUGUAUAUAUUACACAGAACGAUUUAGGACAUUUUUAAGAUUAUCUUCAAAGGAUGAUGAAAAAGAUAAAAUAUCUUUUCAUUUGAAUAACUUGAAAUAUCCCCAAGGAAAUAGUAUGAAUGAAUAUACAAAUGAAAAGAAAAAAAAAAAAAAGAAAAAAGGAGAUAAUGAAAUGGAUGGAAAUUUCGAAAUGAAUAGUGCAGAAGAGAAGAAUAAUUAUAUGAGUAAUGAAACCAAAUAUAAUAGUAGGAAUUUUAUAUAUGAUUUUGAUAAUAGGAAUCAGGACAAUAAUGAAAAGGUUAAUUAUUUGAAUAAUGGAGAUAAAAAUAUAGUAUGA